AUGAAUUAUGUAAAAUUUUAGGAUGUUGUAGAUGAUGGAAUUGAACCUGAUAAUCAUUCAUCAAAAAUAGAUUUACAAGAACUUUAAUUAAUAAUUGAUUUAACUUAACUAGAAGGAUUUAACAUAUUUCAAUCUAUAUAUGCCAUACAUUUUAAAGGAUUUAGUAGAAUUUAAGAUGCUGCAAUAUAUCUAUAACAUGAUGAAACACAUAGAUAUGUUUAAUAGAAUAAUAAUUAAUGUGGAGUUUGCAAUAAAUCUUAGUAGUUUCAUGUAAUGAUUGAUGAAAAUAGUGAGAAAUUAGUUGCAAAAACAAACAGAAUAAUAGAUAUAAUAUAAGAAAAUUAAUAAUGCUGUGUUUGUUAUUUGAUAUAUUUGGAUAAAGAUUUAGUUCAUCUAAAUUCAGAAAAACACUUGAUUUGCUUAAAUUGCUUUUACAAUUAUUUAAGACAAUCAAUAGAUGAUAGGAAAAUAAAUAAUAUUAGAUGUCCUCAUUGUGAUAUUCCAAUCAGAGAUAUUGAUGUAUUGGAACAUUCACAAGAACUUUAUACAAAAUAUAUUAAGUGUCAUUAAAACUUAGAAAUUGCUAUGAAUCCUAAUAAAGCAUGGUGUCCAACUAUAAAUUGCAAUAAUGUUAUAGAAUUCAAAUAAUAAUCAACUAUUUCAACUUGUGCUUAUUGUAAAGUUGAAGUUUGUAAAUUAUGUAAACAAAGAUCACAUCCACUACAAACUUGUGAAGAAAACUUAUAAUAAGUUUUAAAUGAAUGGUAAGAAAAUAGAGAUACACAAUAGUGUCCAAGAUGUAAAAUAAUUGUUGAGAAGAUUAAUGGUUGUAAUCAUAUGACUUGUUAAUUUUGUUAACAUGAAUGGUGUUGGAUUUGUGGAAGUGAUUAUACAUCAAUUCAUUAUGCAAUUUUCAAUCCUUUUGGUUGUCCUGCCUUGAUGCCAGGUUGGAUUCGAUAAAAAGAUUGGUCUUAUGUUAAGUUAAUUAUAUGGAGAUUUAUUUGCUUUAUACUUUUAAUUAUAUUCACUCCUAUGUUUGUAUUAGUAAUUGCUCCUUUGUUUUGUAUAGCCAAACUAAAAUAAACAAGUUUUUACAGAGAUAAAAACUGUUGGAUAUAGGCAUGCUUGUUGAUUCUCGCUUUGUUAAUAGGUGUUGCACUUAUACCCAUAGCUGUUGUUGUCUUUGCUGUUGGUAUAAAUCUUACUAAAUUUAGCUUUGGUGCCUUCCAUUAUAGGAAUAAUAGUAUUUUAUUAUGAUGAAAGAAAAAGACUAGAAUUUAGACAUCAAACUGCCUUAUCCAGACAUUUCCAAUAAAAUGCUUGA
Molecule: messenger RNA, 1324 nt
Organism: Paramecium pentaurelia
Lineage: Eukaryota; Ciliophora; Oligohymenophorea; Peniculida; Parameciidae
Source: the annotation of a GenBank genome assembly